GGGGACGCUGCGCGCUUUAAGGCCGCUGCGGGGAGAACAGAAACCAAGUUCCCCGGCAACGAGCAGCAUCAACCCGGCGGGAGGCCGGAGCCAGAGAGGCCCAAAAAGGCUGCGGAGUGAGCCGGCCUCUCCGUGUCCAGCGCGCCCCCCUCCGCCUUCUUCCUCGGCCGCCCAGCCCUAAAUUUCGAUUAGCUUUUUCGCCUACGGAAAUCCUAGGGAGGGGGUUAGGAGCAGCUGCGCCCCCCUCCCUGCGGCUGCCGCCCCCCUGCUUUUAAGGCGCUGCUCCCUGCCGCGUGCGCCCGGGCAGUGCAUCUCGGCAGGCCCCAACCAUGUCGAUGCUGCCGUCGUUCGGCUUCACGCAGGAGCAAGUGGCGUGCGUGUGCGAAGUUCUGCAGCAAGGCGGGAACCUGGAGCGUCUGGGCAGGUUCCUGUGGUCGCUGCCCGCCUGCGACCACCUGCACAAGAAUGAAAGCGUGCUCAAGGCCAAGGCCGUGGUUGCGUUCCACCGCGGGAACUUCCGCGAGCUCUACAAGAUCCUGGAGAGCCACCAAUUCUCGCCUCACAACCACCCCAAGCUGCAGCAACUGUGGCUGAAGGCGCACUACGUGGAGGCCGAGAAGCUGCGCGGCCGGCCCCUGGGCGCGGUGGGCAAAUAUCGGGUGCGCCGAAAAUUCCCGCUGCCGCGCACCAUCUGGGACGGCGAGGAGACCAGCUACUGCUUCAAGGAGAAGUCGCGGGGUGUGCUGCGGGAGUGGUACGCGCACAACCCGUACCCCUCGCCUCGUGAGAAGCGGGAGCUGGCCGAGGCCACGGGGCUCACCACCACCCAGGUCAGCAACUGGUUUAAGAACCGGAGGCAAAGAGACCGGGCCGCCGAGGCCAAGGAAAGGGAGAACACCGAAAACAAUAACUCCUCCUCCAACAAGCAGAAUCAACUCUCUCCUCUGGAAGGGGGCAAGCCGCUCAUGUCCAGCUCAGAAGAAGAAUUCUCACCUCCCCAAAGUCCAGACCAGAACUCGGUACUUCUGCUGCAGGGCAAUAUGGGCCACGCCAGGAGCUCAAACUAUUCUCUCCCUGGCUUAACGGCCUCACAGCCCAGCCACGGCCUGCAAGCCCACCAGCAUCAGCUCCAGGACUCCCUGCUGGGCCCUCUCACCUCCAGUCUGGUGGACUUGGGGUCUUAAGUGGGGAGGUACUGGGCCUGGAAGCAGUGACUAGGGACACUUGUAAAUAGAAAUCAGGAACAUUUUUGCAGCUUGUUUCUGGGGUUCUCUGCGCAUAAAGGAAUGGUGGACUUUCACAAAUAUCUUUUUAAAACUCAAAACCAACAGCGAUCUCAAGCUUAGUUAGUUACCUUCUUCUCUCCAACUCUUGCAUUUCCCAUCCCAGUGCAGAGAUCAGGAAAAAAAAAAAGAAAAAAAAAACCCAAACAAACAAAAGCACCCACUCACCCAGUCUUGGUUCUGGGCAAUCCAUGUGCCAGCUUCAGUAGCCUUGCUUUUCUUUUCUUUUCUUUUCUUUCUUUCUUUCUUUCUUUCUUUCUUCUUUCUUUUUUUUCCAGUGAAUGGGAAUUACAAAUCAACUGAAUUUUACUUAUUUCCUUUUUAAUUUAUUUAUGGCAAAAUCAUUUGGGAAGAGGAAAAGGAAAUGAAGAGAGAGAGAGAGAGAGAAGUCAAAAUAGUGAAAAUAAAAGCCUCCAGCCAGGAGGAAAAUGUUUGCAUUCUUAAGGUGAAUAGGAAAAAUAUGAUCUUAUAACUUUUUUUUGAUGGGGAAAAAAUUAAGUUUACAUUUUUCAUUAUUUAGUGUUAAACACUUUUAUGUAGAUUAAAAUGAAAGAACAGUAUUAGGGGGAAAACUAAGUGCCUAAAUGUCUUAAUGCUCUCUGUGUAAGGCAGUUAGAAAUAGCAGUGACCAUUAGUGCUACAACUAUUUUUGUCAAAUUUAGUGGGGUUUUUGGUUGUUGUUUGUUUUCUUGGGUUUUUUUAAUGGCAAACUUUAAAAAUGUACCAAUGUGAAAAAAAAAAAAAACACUUUCCUGAAUGCCAUUACUUCUCAUGCCCUUGAAGCUUUCAUAUCUGUAGCCUACUCCUGUUAAGGGUUUCUCUUGUUCCUAGUUUCUAGCCUGCAAAAAUAUGCGACAAAUCUGGCAACCUGGUAUUUGUUACUAAAACAGCAUGUGUUUUCAGGUUUCUUUUCUAUUGUACCUAAACCAGUCUAAAUUAAAACUUAGUAGAACACCAGGAGUACGAUUCUGUUUCUGAAAGGUGAGUUGUGUAUUGCUGUCAUUGGGCCCUAUUUUUUUUUUUUUUUUUGAAGUUUUCUUGCUUUCUUACUUAAUGAUGGUUAUGAAUUGCAGGGUACUUUGAAGGCCACCACCUGAACCAAGAGUGGUGACUGAGUUGAUUAUGUGAUAGAAAAAGAGUGAAGUUAGCUCUAGGGUAUUUAUUUAUUUUUUUAUUAUUUAGAUAUGCAGUUUUGUUUACCACUAGCUCUUCUCCACAGCGUUCAUAUGUUAACUCAGCUCUUUUGUAUUAAUGAGUUUAUGACAAGACUGUGAAAGUAAAAUAAUAUAUCUGCUUGGGAAAAAAAAAAGGUGGGGGGGACUCGAACAUGGAUAACAACAUUGUGAAUUAACCUGUAUAAAUAGAAAGCAGACCAACAGGACAGGGGCUCUUUGCACUGCUGUGAGAUAGUGUCCAGAAAAAUCCCAGUAAUCGUGUAGGCUCCAUAUUAUUUUUGCCUGGGGCAAAAAUGAUGUAUCUUUGUAUUUAGCUUUUAAAAUUAGUGAAACAAAUGGCAUUAUUUAUUAAAAUUCUACUCAGGAUAACA
Felis catus (domestic cat) is the source of this 2829-nucleotide messenger RNA. RefSeq names its product SIX homeobox 1 (gene SIX1). Lineage: Eukaryota; Metazoa; Chordata; Mammalia; Carnivora; Felidae. Gene Ontology annotation, molecular function: DNA-binding transcription factor activity, RNA polymerase II-specific; RNA polymerase II cis-regulatory region sequence-specific DNA binding. The transcript is spliced from 2 exons. Bases 330 to 1184 code for a protein of 284 amino acids. Gene Ontology annotation, cellular component: transcription regulator complex; nucleus. Gene Ontology annotation, biological process: regulation of transcription by RNA polymerase II. The record is from RefSeq and is a predicted model, not a curated record.